AAUGAAAAAGUAAUAAAGAUAAAACACCAGAUUCAAGCAGGGAAAUUGAGGGUGGACUGGUUAUUCGACCAGGCUCUGGAUGAUAAAACAGAAAUUGAACUACUGACGGAAUACAUCGAACGUAUGGAUGGAAAGUUGAAAGAGAAAGAUGAUAUUAUUAAAGAGAAAAUUCGUGAUAUGAAUAGCUUGAUUGACUACUGCAUAGAUUUAGACAAAGAGAAGGACAAGUUAAAGGAAGAGAUGAAAAAGUUAGAGAAAGAGAGCCAUCAGAAAAUAAUGGAAGCACAGCAACAGAAAAAAGCAGAAGUGAAAGAGCAGAAGAUCAUUACCAGAGAACUUAAUAAAUAUGCUAGAUACUUGGAGAGUAAGACAGAGAGUUUGAAAAGGAAAAGCUGCAGGAAUGAUCUCCAAAUAGAAGGCCUGCAAAAGGAGAAUGAUAGGCUUUAUAAGAAAUUGGAACUUGAUGCAUAUUUCUUCGAUAAGAAAAUAAAAAUCAAGAAGCGCAAAAUUGCCUUCCUUAAUGAUAUCUAUUUGAGAGAAGUGGACCAGAAAAAUCAGUUGAAAACUGAAAAAGAGAAUCUUGUAAGGAUAAUAAGAGGACAAGACUGCCAAAGAAAAGAAGUAGAAAGAUUGAAAAAAGAAAUUAAAUGUUUGGAACAGCAGUUAGAGCCUGUGGCUGUUUCUGCAUGUAUGGAGAUGGGAUAUAGCCAUGAGGAGGUGACGAGAGCCUUACAUUUUCUUCAUGAAAGACAAGGGUGCACAGCUCUGAGUGAGUGUUUGAUGAGAAUAUUGAUGGAAAUGGAGGAGGAAGAGGAACCUCAAGGAGCAGUUGGUGGCCAAG
Messenger RNA from Ruditapes philippinarum (Manila clam), 841 nucleotides. RefSeq names its product coiled-coil domain-containing protein 18-like. The record is from RefSeq and is a predicted model, not a curated record. NCBI's taxonomy places the organism in Eukaryota, Metazoa, Mollusca, Bivalvia, Venerida, Veneridae.